This is a messenger RNA of Fomitiporia mediterranea MF3/22, 704 nucleotides long. RefSeq lists its product as uncharacterized. Gene Ontology annotation, molecular function: acyltransferase activity, transferring groups other than amino-acyl groups. The transcript is spliced from 3 exons. NCBI's taxonomy places the organism in Eukaryota, Fungi, Basidiomycota, Agaricomycetes, Hymenochaetales, Hymenochaetaceae. The record is from RefSeq and is a predicted model, not a curated record. The coding region runs from base 1 to 681 and encodes 226 amino acids.
AUGCGACAUGACGCAAUCGUAAAGGAAGAAAACCGUCUCCGAGGCGAUGCUGGCCAGUCUGCUGAAACACUACACACACUACCGGAACUUCUGGGGUUAUUUUAUGCAGAACCGUACGUGCAGCUUCCGCAUGCCGGUGGUUUCAUACUUGCUCGGCGGCAAGGCGGGACAGCUACGACAGCGAUAACCGGGUCAAACGAGGAAGAACUAGAGAAAGAGAACGAUGAAGAAGCUGUAGUCGGGUAUACCCUCUUUGCAUUCGAUACACGCGAAUUCGAAGAAACGCUGGAGAGUCAAUGGUUCCAUCCACUGCGCGCAAAAUACCCGAAAGAUACAAGUGACGCGGACACGUAUAAAAUCCAACUCACGGAAGCUGAUAAACAAUACGUCUCGCUAUUACACGCUCCAGGCCUCGCACCAGACGCGUGUGUCGCGUUCUCACCUGCUCAUUUGCAUGUCGAUAUCCUGCCCGAAGCUCAACGCCAAGGCUGGGGUCGUCGACUACUCGACGCAGCAGUGAGAUUCCUCCGUGACGAGAAAGGACUGACAAGCGUCUGGCUCGGGUACGAUCCGAAGAAUACAGAUGCUGCGAGAUUUUACGAGCGAUUAGGGUUCAAGCCUAUUGAAGGAGCGCCUAGUAAUUAUGUGGGCUUGAAGUUUGAAGAUUGGACCUUCGCGUGAUUGCACGCGUAAUCAUUGUGAAC